This is a messenger RNA of Coregonus clupeaformis (lake whitefish), 3259 nucleotides long. RefSeq names its product phosphodiesterase 1C, calmodulin-dependent a (gene pde1ca). The coding region runs from base 644 to 2863 and encodes 739 amino acids. Gene Ontology annotation, molecular function: 3',5'-cyclic-nucleotide phosphodiesterase activity. Gene Ontology annotation, biological process: signal transduction. Lineage: Eukaryota; Metazoa; Chordata; Actinopteri; Salmoniformes; Salmonidae. The record is from RefSeq and is a predicted model, not a curated record. The transcript is spliced from 18 exons.
UCUCUCCCCUCUCCUCCUCUCCCUCUAUGAUAUGAAUGAUAGUAGUAGCGGUGGAAUUAGCAGUGGAAGCGGCUGCUCUCUGAUACCCGGCACGACGACAGCAGCAGCAGCAGCCCGGUAAUCCUCCCCCCUCCACUCUCUCCUCCCCCUCUCCCCUCCAUGGGGCGGAGCGUGGUUGUGGACCCCCCCCCGCCUUCACCCUUCCACCUCCUGAGCUGCACGCGCUCAGUGAGCACCUGAGAGGAGCUGCUGGUGACUGAAGCAGAGCACACACAGAUCACAGCCAGGGGGCCCCUGACGCUGCUCCACCACUAGCCCCAGCUCCCCUGACGCAGCUGCACCGCUAGCCCCAGCUCCCCUGAUGCAGCUGCACCGCUAGCCCCAGCUAUUCUCAACAGGACCUGAUACAGAGCAGGACAGGAGGAUGAGGAGGGAAGAGAAGGAUGAGGAACAGACUCCAGCUGUCACACUGCUGACAGAGAUGGGAUAGGGAUUUGUAUAGACAGAGGAUUAGAGUACAGGGAUCGAGAGAUAGAGGACGACUCUGAAGCAGCACAACGCUCUGAAUAAACUUCCACUUUUCCAUCCUCUGAUCGCGCUGCUGAAGUGGGCUGGCUCUGCGGAAUUUAGACUUUAGACUUUCAUGUCCUUUUGCCUGGUUAAUAUCUUAGACAUGGAAUCGCCGACCAAGGAGAUAGAGGAUUUUGAGAGUAACUCUCUGAAGUUUCUGCAGCCAGACCAGAUUGAGAAGAUAUGGCUGAGGCUGAGAGGACUAAGGAAAUACAAGAAGACGUCACAAAGGUUGCGAUGCUUGGUGAAACAGUUGGAACGAGGAGAGGCGUCCGUCGUCGACCUCAAGAAGAACUUGGAGUAUGCAGCCUCAGUCCUGGAGUCUGUGUACAUCGAGGAGACACGACGGUUGGUGGACACGGAGGAUGAGCUCAGUGACAUCCAGUCGGACUCGGUGCCGUCGGAGGUGCGUGAUUGGCUUGCCUCCACCUUCACGCGUCAGAUGGGUCUGAUGCUGCGCCGGACCGAAGAGAAACCGCGCUUCCGCAGCAUCGUACACGCAGUGCAGGCUGGGAUAUUUGUUGAGAGGAUGUACCGCCGGACGUCCAACAUGGUGGGAUUAAGCUAUCCGCCCAGCGUGAUCACGGUGCUCAAGCACGUGGACAUGUGGUCUUUUGACGUGUUUGCCCUGAAUGACGCGAGUGGGGACCACGCGUUGAAAUUCAUAUUCUAUGAGCUCCUCACAAGAUAUGACCUCAUCAAUCGCUUCAAGAUCCCUAUCUCUGCACUGGUGUCCUUUGUGGAAGCCUUGGAGGUGGGCUACAGCAAACAUAAGAAUCCCUACCAUAACCUGAUGCACGCUGCAGAUGUCACUCAGACAGUACACUAUCUAUUAUUGAAGACAGGCAUGGUGAACUGGCUGACUGAGCUGGAGAUCUUUGCCAUGAUCUUUGCUGCUGCUGUCCAUGAUUACGAACACACAGGGACCACUAACAACUUCCAUAUCCAGACCAGGUCAGGCACGGCCAUCUUGUAUAAUGACCGUGCAGUUCUGGAGAACCACCAUGUGAGUGCUGCCUACCGCCUCCUACAGGACGAUGAUGAGAUGAACAUCCUCCUCAACCUGUCCAAAGACGACUGGAGAGAGCUACGGGCCCUGGUGGUAGAGAUGGUACUGGCCACAGACAUGUCCUGUCACUUCCAACAGAUCAAGGCCAUGAAGAACUUCCUCCAACAGCCAGAGGCGAUUCUCAAGCCCAAGGCCUUAUCACUGAUCCUGCACACAGCUGAUAUCAGCCACCCGGCCAAGAACUGGGAUCUGCACCACAGGUGGACCACAUCACUCCUGGAAGAGUUCUUCAGACAGGGGGAUAAAGAAGCAGAGCUGGGCCUGCCCUUCUCUCCUCUGUGUGACCGCAAGUCAACCAUGGUGGCCCAGUCUCAAAUCGGCUUUAUUGAUUUCAUCGUGGAGCCCACGUUCACAGUCCUCUCAGACAUGACAGAGAAGAUUGUGACGCCACUGAUCGACGAGGCGUCUCGUUCCGGCCUCGCUGGGUUCAGACGCUCCAGUUGCUGUACUGAGAGGAGAGCUGGCAAUCUGAACAGUAUUCCAGUGGGGGAUGGGAAGCGGUCCAGUGUGAUCAGUACAGGCUCAGAGGGCAGUGGAACACUCAACUGUUCCCCGGGAACCGUCGACUAUAAGGGCUUCAAGGCCACCUGGAAUGAAGAGGUGCACCAGAACAGAGAGAAAUGGAAGACCCAGGCUGCUAAAGAUCUGGAGGAGAAAACCAAAAGGGAAGCAGAGGAGAAGGCUUCGCAGGAGGGGACAGAGGAGGGGAAAGAGUCUGGAACGACAGAAGAGAAGGAGGAAAAGAAAGCGAGGGAUGAAGAAGAAGGUACACAAGCAGGGGGAGAGAAAAAGGAAGCGGGGGAGGAAGUGCCCAAAGAGGAGGAAGGGAACAUGGACCCAGGGGGGACCGUCGGGACCACACCAACAACAUCAGGACCAGGACCAGGCCUGAACCACUUGGACCCCAAGGAGCCUGAAAGCAGCAGCACCAGCACAGAGAAAAACCAGCAAGUUCAAAACGGGGAAGUACCAGAGGAGCUAGACUCACCUGACACUGACUCUGGCUCUGAUGAUGAAAGUGAGAAAAACACCUCUGACGACUCGUCAGGCUCGGAGGGCUAUGACUUGAUUCGCUACUACAAGAGACCGAGCUACUGUGCCAACUCUCACCUGGCACUACCCUCCAGAGAGAAAGAGAGGGAGAGGAGACCAGAGGGCAGGCUCAUCGACCCCAGGAGCAGAGUCAGGAAGCUUCAGGGCAUCUCCCUACGCCGGAGGAAGUGACAUCACAAAAAGUGACCUCACAAGAAGUGACAUCACAGAAAUCUGUAGACAUUGCAACCUACGUUGUUCUCACUUAUACUUAUACUGGCGCCAGCAAGGCAAAGCUGUACCCAGACAUUAGAUUAUUAAAUUAUGAUUUCAUAUAUAGUAGUUAAAAAUGAACUGACAGUGUUUUAGAACCAUUCAAUCUUGUUAAAAUAUGUUUAUAUACACCCUCUCUGGAUAUGGCGCAUUUGUUUUCACAUUUUGUGACAAGCAAGCAUUUUUCAAGUUUUCAUGUUUGGGAAUGACGUCGUGUCGGGUAUUUGUGAAAGUCUAUAUUAAUAUGAGUGGGAAAGCGACGGUGCCUUUGGGCAAUUAAUAGACACUACUGUAAAUAAAAAAUUUAAAAAUGUG